AUGCCACGCAGUAUGAACACAUCGUCUCAUACUAUACGCGUCAGAGAAGGCUUUACAAUGGACGCCGCAGCAUUCGCCCUGAUGCUUCCCCCCAAAAUGCAAGAACGAUCAAGGCCACCAUCGCCGAUUUGCCCCACAAAGGCCUUCUUCCCAGUCUACCUGAAUCCACCGCCGUCACCAAGGGCCUCGACGCCCCGCAUACUGCCAACACCAACCGAAAUCCCUCCUGAGGAUCUCGAAGACCUGGGCCUCGCCUCCUGCACGAAACGAGCCAUUGCCAAAGAAGUCCUGACGCUCGUCUCGGAGCGAAACCGGGCCAAGCGCGAGAAGAAGUCCCGCUAUCAGGAAGAGGAACAGCGGGCGUUUAUCGCGUCUCUGGAAUCAUGCCGGCAGGCGAGGGAAGAGGAGGGAAGGAAUCAAAGAUUGGCAAGCGAGGAGGCGUGGGAAGACGUUGACGAGGCACGGAGGUACGUUGAACGGUUUCUCGACGACAAAUGGGAGGAGCAGAGGGUGAACAUCCAGAUCGACAGCGAGUUCAACAUGGAUAUGGUGGACUUGACUGCCAUAGGGGCGAUGAAGAGGAAGGAGGGUGUCAAGGCUUGUAUGAAGUUGCUGGCGGCGCCUGUCCUCCACGAAAAGGUUGCUCUGUCGCUCUGGCGGACGCUGGUAGGGCAAGUCUCGGAGCGGGAGGUGGUGGAGGACACGGAGGAGGAAGAUGAGGCGGAGGAUGAGACGACUCCGAAUUUUCUGACUUCGGCUUCUACUUCCAAAAGAUCUCUCGGAUCCUCGUCGACAAAUCUGCGGUUCCGCACAGAGCAGAGGCGCAUGACUGUAUCGAAUGACAGUGUCUCUAGGGCAGGGAUACCGCCAUGGCCCAAAAGAGGAUUGUCGGGGAAGGUGCAGGAAAAGCCGCGUCCAUUCAUACCAAGAAGGGCUUCCGCGGACAACGUGGGGGUCGGUCUGGCUUCAUCGUUGAAGCUGACGCCGUUCUCAUCAGAUGCACAAGGGAUCGAGGCAUGUGCGACGAUUCGACCACCGAGCAGACCCGGUAGGGCCUCGAGCAGCCUCAAUCGGACGAUGUCUUCUUUCGGAACCAAGAUAGGGCAUGGCUAUGGCGGCUGGGUACCAGUAGAGGAACUCAGCCAAGGUUUGUUGAAAUUGAGUUCAGGAGACGUCGACAGCAGUACCAUGACAGAGGAAGGGAACAUGGUGGCUAUCACAUAA
Molecule: messenger RNA, 1224 nt
Organism: Verticillium dahliae VdLs.17
Lineage: Eukaryota; Fungi; Ascomycota; Sordariomycetes; Glomerellales; Plectosphaerellaceae
Exons: 2
Coding region: 1-1224 (407 amino acids)
Source: RefSeq, a predicted model, not a curated record